UCAUGUGUUGUGCAUUUUCACGUUAGCUUACGGCGACUAAUACUCAACGUUCAUAGCGCUCGUUGCUGACGAGGUAUUGUGAUACGAAACGUGCCGAACGACUCGAAGAUAGUGCUCUGUGGCGUUAGGCGGCGUAUCGGAAAAGUAGACUUUUUGAAACAGGUUUUAGGUGCCUAAAUCAACUACGAUGAGUUUGUUUGAACAUAUCAAGCGAAUGUAUGAACAAGAGCUGUACUCCAAUGUUGUCCAGCUGGUAUGUCUGGCACUACCCACAUCCCUGGUUGAUCAAGGGGACUGCUUAUCUCCCAGUCCACAAGUAUCAGACUCUGGUGUACUCUGCCAAUUCGCUUUUCCAAUUGAGGGAUAUUAAACGCGCUGAGGCGUUCUACAAGAAAGCUUUACAGUAUCGCAAGUCUCUGGCUAAGGUCAAGGGAAAACAGCUGGAAUUUCCGAAGGAUUGCACAUCAGAGAUAGACGUCAAAUAUCAGCUGCACCUGUGCUACGUCCACCAGAAGCAAUUCUUCCAGGCCACGGGCAUUUUGGAAUCCGUUCCUGCCAAGCAGCGAACGGUCAAGGUCAACAUGGCGUUGGGUCAGCUUUACCAGCAAUGUGGGACCGAGCGGCCGGCAAUCACCGCCUACAAAGAGGUUCUUAGGGAGUGUCCGCUGGCGAUGGAGGCUGCCCAGGGCCUGCUGCAGAUGGGCGUCAAGGGCACCGAGGUGGCCUGCCUUAUGGUGAACGGCACCAGCAACGUCCCCAACAUGGAGUGGGUGUCGCUGUGGCUGCGCGCGCACGCCCAUCUAAACGCGCAGGAGUACGUGCCGUGCGCACACACGCUCAAACAGCUGGAGGAACGGUCGCCGCUGCAGGAGAACGCGCACAUGCUGGUGACGCUGGGCCGUGCCUUCUACUACAGCGGCGACCACCGGAAUGCGCUCAGCACGCUGCAGCGGGUACACCUGGUGGACCCGCUGCUCGCCUCCGGCAUGGACCUGCUAGCCGACAUGUACCACCGCGACCGCAAGUCCAAGGAACUGGAGCAGCUGGCCAACCAGCUGAUGAGCAGCUCGUCAGAGGUGCACCCCGAGCCCUGGGUGGCCAUGGCCUACCACACUAUGCUCAACAAGCGGCCGCAGCGGGCGCUCUACUUCGCUCACAAGGCGUCUGUGCUGGCUCCCAGGAACGUGGAGGCGCUGGUGCUGAAAGGCAACCUACUGCUGGAGCUGAAGAAGACGCAGGAGGCGGUGAUUCACUUCAGGGAGGCCAUGCAAAUCGCCUCGUAUCGCUACGAGCCGGUGCACGGCCUGGUCCAGUGCUACGUCUACCUGAACCGCUGCAAGGAGGCCAUCGCGCUGGCCAAUAACGCCUGCAAGGAGAUGGGCUACACGGCCCGCGCCCUGACGCUGUACGCCAGUGUGAUGCUGAAGGAGCCGCUGUACGUAAGCCGCGUCCGUUCCUGUUUGGAGAAGGCACUGGACAAGGAGCCCAGCUACCUACCCGCUGUGCAUUUGCUGGUGGAGAUUUAUGAGAAGAGCAACCUGCACGAGCUGGCGAUCGACCUGCUGCGUCGCCAGGUGGCCACGCACUCCACGUGUCGGCUGCACCUGGCGCUGGCCGACCUGCUGGUGCGCGACCGUGACGAGGAGCGCGCCCUCCAUCACUACCAGAUCGCCCUCAACCUGGAGCCGACCAAUGAACGGGCGCUGCGCUCGCUGCGCCGCCUGGAGGCCGGGCCCGACCAGCUGGAGCCGUCCUACGAGCUGGACCCCGAGGAGGCGGCCGAGUCCGAGAACGACGAAGCCGUCGAGGACACGGACAGUGAGCUGGGUCAGAACUGGGCCGAGAUGGACCUGACAUUCGGCUCACAGUGACCCGGAGGCCGGCGGCUGGCCGACCGGCCGGUGACGACGGACGACGGGGCCGGCGGAGAGAGCUGACGCAGUG
Molecule: messenger RNA, 1944 nt
Organism: Pollicipes pollicipes
Lineage: Eukaryota; Metazoa; Arthropoda; Thecostraca; Pollicipedomorpha; Pollicipedidae
Gene: APC7
Product: anaphase-promoting complex subunit 7
Exons: 10
Coding region: 219-1871 (550 amino acids)
Biological process (GO): cell division; protein ubiquitination; positive regulation of mitotic metaphase/anaphase transition
Cellular component (GO): anaphase-promoting complex
Molecular function (GO): protein binding
Source: RefSeq, a predicted model, not a curated record